Messenger RNA from Galeopterus variegatus (Sunda flying lemur), 1632 nucleotides. Its product is annotated as lysine-specific demethylase 4D-like. Gene Ontology annotation, molecular function: histone H3K9 demethylase activity. The transcript has a single exon. The record is from RefSeq and is a predicted model, not a curated record. NCBI's taxonomy places the organism in Eukaryota, Metazoa, Chordata, Mammalia, Dermoptera, Cynocephalidae. Gene Ontology annotation, cellular component: nucleus. Gene Ontology annotation, biological process: chromatin remodeling. The coding region runs from base 1 to 1632 and encodes 543 amino acids.
AUGACAUUCCACCCAACCAUGGAAGAAUUUACAGAUUUCAACAAAUAUAUUGCUUACAUGGAAUCCCAGGGUGCACACCGAGCUGGCCUAGCCAAGGUAAUUCCACCCAAGGAAUGGAAAGCCAGACAGAACUAUGAUGGUAUCAAUGACAUCUUAAUAGCCACUCCUCUCCAGCAGGUGGUCUCUGGGCGGGCAGGUGUGUUCACUCAAUACCAUAAAAAGAAGAAAGCCAUGACUGUGGGGGACUAUCGCCACUUGGCAAACAGUGAAAACUAUCGGACUCCACCACACUUGAAUUUUGAAGAUUUGGAGCGAAAAUACUGGAAGAACCGCCUCAGCAAUUCACCAAUUUAUGGUGCUGACAUCAGCGGCUCCUUAUUUGAUGAAAACACCAAACAAUGGAACCUUGGUCACCUGGGAACGAUUUUGGAUCUGCUGGAGCAGGAAUGUGGAGUUCUCAUUGAAGGCGUCAACACACCGUACCUGUACUUUGGCAUGUGGAAGGCCACCUUCGCUUGGCACACGGAGGACAUGGACCUUUACAGCAUCAACUACCUGCACUUCGGGGAGCCCAAAACGUGGUACAACGUGCCCCCAGAACACGGCCAGAGGCUGGAACGCCUGGCCAGGGAGCUUUUCCUGGGGACUUCCCGAGACUGUGAGGCCUUCCUGCGGCACAAGGUGGCUCUCAUCUCGCCCACUGUCCUCAAGAAGAACGGCAUUCCCUGCAAUCGCAUGACUCAGGAGGCUGGAGAGUUCAUGGUGACGUUUCCCUAUGGCUACCAUGCUGGCUUCAACCACGGCUUCAACUGCGCGGAAGCCAUCAACUUCGCCACCCCGCGAUGGGUGGAUUAUGGCAAAGUGGCGUCUCAGUGCAGCUGCGGGGAGGCCAGGGUGAGCUUCUCCAUGGACGCCUUCGUGCGCAUCCUGCAACCCGAGCGCUACGAGCUGUGGAAACGCGGGCAGGACCGGCCGGUCGUGGAUCACGCGGGGCCCGGGGCGCCGGCCAGCCCGGAGCUGACCGCCGGGAGGGAGGAAGGGGCGACCGGCCGUGCUGCACCUUGCCUGAGGCUCCUCUCUCUCAUGCUAGACCCUCCCUUUCCCGGGGCUGUGGACGAGGGUAGUGAGAGCUGCCACGGAGCCCCUGGGUGUCGGGAGCCCUGCUGCGAGGUGCCCGGGGAAGACGCUGCCCAGCCCAGGCUCGCUGCUGCCCGAAGCCGCGAGGAGUCCACCGCGGCCCCGCUGUUCUCGGGUCUCUCCGUCCCCGUUCUCUGCCCAGCAACUGACACACGUGCUUGUUAUCGUCCUCUGGCAAUUGGGGCCCUGGAGGCGACCAUUCAGGCUCCCACCAAGAGGUGCCGCUUGGUGGGCACAGCGCUCUCAGCUUCGGGUCCUGAUCGCCAGCACCUGCCUGUGGAUGGAACUUUAUCGGACAAGCUGGAACCUUCCAGCCCUCACCCCAGCAUCCUGCGAAGUCUUCACAGUGCUGCUGUGUUCCCAUAUUUAUACCUCGGGGACACUGGAUCCCAGAGCUCCAAAGCACCCCGGCCUGUGCCUGAAAUCCCUGGAGAGCAUCACAGUGAAUCUCUGACAGGGUCCGACCUGAUGCCCCCAUCCUCAUCCUGCCCCUGA